AUGUUCAAAAUAGCAAUCGUCGGCGCCGGCCCGGCAGGUGUCUCUGCAGCUGCCCGAUUGUUGAAAUCAGCCGCGAAUAAGUUCCAAGUCAACCUCUUCGACCGAAGCCUUGUUCCUUGGGGUCUUCUCCGCACUGGUGUUGCUCCAGAUCAUCCCGAAGUAAAACAUACCGCUCAAACCUGGUCAAAUGUCGCUGAUUUUCCAAACUUCCACUUUUUCGGCGGAGUGAAUGUUUCAGACUCGAACGAAAAAGGGAUCAAAUCCCAGUUUUCGCUGAAAGAACUGAUGGAAUGCCAUGAUUCCGUAUUUCUAUGCAACGGAGCGUAUAAUGCAAGAAGACUGAAGAUCCCAGGAGCCGAUUCAGAACGAGUGAUAAAUGCGCAAAAAUUAGUCGGAUAUUAUAAUGCAGAUGUGAUGCAAAAUCUUAGCUUUAAUCCUUCUCAUCUACAAGGCAACGUCGGAAUAAUUGGUGGUGGUAAUGUCGCGUUAGAUGUCGCACGAGUUCUAUUGGAGCCAGAACUUUUACAACCAACUGAUGUUAGUAAACAUUUCAUCGAGCAAGCUCAGAAAGUCGACAAGAUCUCCAUUUUUAUUCGCCGCGGACCAUUUGAUCUCCCGUGCACGACCCGAGAGCUGCGAGAGCUGAUUCAUCUCCCGUCGGUUUCGAGAAUUAUCAUAAAAGGCUUAGAUGAACCACUCGGAGAAUCAGAAAAAUACAAAAAGCUCAUGAAAUCGAGAAAAGUUCAAGAACGGAAGACGAAGCGCCUGUUAAAAUUGCUUGCUGAAUCAGAAACUGACCAGAAAGCCGGAUCGUUCGGAAAAGGAAAAACCGUCGAAUUCAACUUCUUUCAUACCCCAGAAAAUAUCUUGGACGCCGACAAUGGUGGAAUAUCUGUAGAGUUUUCUCACCAAGGAAACUCAAGACGUGUUGAUCUCUCAGCGCUGGUAGAAUCUCUUGGCUACGAGAAAACACCAGUUUCUAACUUCAUUACUGAUGUUGAUACGAAGACAGGACGAGCAAGUGCGUUCGACAGACCGAUUUACCUGUCAGGCUGGGCACUUGGCGGGGCGAAAGGAGUUGUAGGUGAUUCAACAGAGUCUUCAAGACUCGCUGUUCAAAGUUUAUUCGACGACAUUGAAAGUGGAACUCUUCAAGCUUUACCAAGACCUGACAUCGUCUCAUUACCUCAUUCUAACUGGGAGAAUUGGAGAAAAAUCGACGAAGAAGAGCUCCGAAGAGGGCAAGAAAACGGAAAACAACGUGAUAAAAUUCUUUCAAUAUCUGAAAUGCUCAAGAUAACUGAAUGA
Molecule: messenger RNA, 1308 nt
Organism: Oikopleura dioica
Lineage: Eukaryota; Metazoa; Chordata; Appendicularia; Copelata; Oikopleuridae
Source: the annotation of a GenBank genome assembly